UAAGGAUAGCGUGACUGCGUUACAACAAACAACGUGACCAAGUUCGAUUUAGCGAUGAAGUCGUGUCUGUGCAUUUUCGUUCUUUUUCACUCGACAAAUCUUUACACAUUGGUCACCUCAGCUUCAUCAAAGCCUAAUAUUUUGUUCGUUCUUGUUGAUGACCUCGGCUGGAGUGAUGUGGGUUUUCACGGCUCGAAAAUAAAAACUCCAAAUGUCGACAAACUGGCUAGCGAGGGGGUCGUUCUCGAAAACUAUUACGUUCAGCCCAUAUGCUCCCCCACAAGAGGGGCUUUGCUGUCUGGAAGAUAUCCUAUACAUAUUGGCUUACAGCAUGGAAUUGUUCACACUGGGUGUCCAUUUGGUCUGCCUUUGAAUGUAACAACUUUACCACAAAAGCUCAAAGAAGCUGGUUACAGUACACACAUGAUUGGAAAAUGGCACCUGGGUUUCUACAACUGGGACAGCACUCCUACAUAUCGUGGCUUUGAUACAUUUUAUGGAUUUUAUAAUGGUGCCGAGGAUCAUUACACACAUGUGCAAAGUCAUUUUCUUGACUUCCGCGACAAUAAAGAUAUUGUUAAAGAUAUGAAUGGGACUUACUCUGUUAAUGCAUUUACAAAGCGUGCAGAGCAGAUUGUGAAAUCCCAUGAUGCCAGCAGCCCUUUGUUCCUUUACAUGGCAUUUCAAAAUGUUCACUCCCCUGUUGAAGCACCUAAAGAACAUACUGACAAGUAUGCCUUUAUAAACGAUACUAUUAGACGAACCUAUGCUGGAAUGGUGGAUAUCAUGGAUGAAGCAGUUGGAAACAUAACAGAAGCAUUCAAGGAAGCAGGAUUGUGGGACAACACUGUUAUGGUCUUCAGCACGGACAAUGGAGGUGUGCCGAAGAAUGGCGGCUAUGACUAUCCCCUGAGAGGACGUAAGGAUACACUGUGGGAGGGAGGAAUCAGAGGGGUGGGGUUUGUACAUGGUAAAAUGCUCUCCAGGAGUGGGGUGAACUGUACAGGGCUUAUCCACGUGACUGACUGGUACCCAACAUUGGUUAAUCUUGCUGGUGGCAAUCUAAGUCCCGAGGAUCUUGACCUGGACGGACAUGACGUGUGGAGAGCUAUUUCAUACGGCGAUGCUUCUCCCCGAUCAGAGAUCCUUCACAAUAUAGACAUCGAGUCUUUUCCUGACUCGCAACUCGGUUUUGCAUAUCAAGGCAUUGGUCUUCGUUUAGGAGACAUGAAACUUCUUAUGGGUGUCCCGAACAUCUCAUACUUCAUUCCUCCAGAAGACAGAGGCUGUACUCAGACCAACAAGUUGUCUCUACAGGACCUAGAGAGUCCUCCAGUUCCCACUGUCGAUGUAGCCUUAUACAACAUCACCGCUGACCCUUACGAGAAGAAUGACCUCAGCCAAAGGUUCCCCGAUAUUGUGAAGAAGCUUCAAGAUCGAGUGCAGUUUUACAUGAAGGGGGCAGUGCCACCUGCUAACAGACCAUCAGACCCUGAGGCGAGGAAGGUGGCCAAGAAGAACGGGGCCUGGACUCCAUGGAUGUGAAAUACCUUUCCGGGCACGAGCAGAGUCAAGGAAACAUUUUAGAAUAUUCUAUAUUGUUUGGACACCUCUGUCGUUUUCAAAGGUGUUUGUUUCGUAUCUUUUAAAUAAUGUUUUGACUGCGUGGAAUUGGUGAGCGGGAGACGGGCGUAGAGGACGACAGGAUGAAGACUUUUCCCAACCUUGUGCCCAGGGCUUUUCCGUUAGGAGUUGGGAGAGGUCAAUAAAGCCCUGGGUACGAGGGUGGUCUUUUUCUCCUUCUCGUUUUCACCAGGGAUCUGAAUUUCCUUUGGCACUUAGGAUUAUUUGCUAUAAAAUCCCGGUGUCCCCCGAUGAAAGGCGUUAUAUCGGACAGAGAUUUUUUUUGACACCUUAGAAUUUUCCACUGCGCGAACUUUUUAUUUCUAAAGUCGAUACUAUACUUUUUGCGAUAUAUAUUAAAUUACCUUGAAACGAAGAAAACGGCAAAAUAAAAGCUGACAGUGCCUCCCUCCACCCAGGAAUAUUUAUGUAUACCGAAGAAAUUUGUGCAGCAGGUAAUUGUGUGAAUGCGAGUACGAUUAAGAAUUGAAUAGAGCUUUCAUUUAUUAUGACUGAGAAAGCUGCGAACGCGCGCGCUUAAAUAUGCACUGCUCUUCAAAUAAACGACUUAACGAACCCUCAGCCGAUCACAAUGAAGUAAUUUUCUCAGUCAUGCAACAAAUACCACAAUAAAUGUAUGGAGGUCUUUAAAGACAAUAUAUUUUUCAACUGAGUGAUAACAGGGUAAGAUUGUUAAGAAGGUAGAUAGUAACACUGAUGAUCUUUAAUAAUCAGUAAUAAUCAAUUGUAUCUAGUAAUAAACUGUUUAUUAAUCAA
Messenger RNA from Orbicella faveolata, 2400 nucleotides. RefSeq names its product arylsulfatase B-like. Gene Ontology annotation, molecular function: sulfuric ester hydrolase activity. The record is from RefSeq and is a predicted model, not a curated record. NCBI's taxonomy places the organism in Eukaryota, Metazoa, Cnidaria, Anthozoa, Scleractinia, Merulinidae.